CAUUUGACCGGUAUGUUGCUAUUUAAGCAUAGAAAGUUUGCCUAAUGUUAUAUUUUGAGAAUUUGGGCCCCAUGCGACCGGUAUGUUGUAUAUUAAGAAGCAAAGAAGUUCGCCUGAUGUAGUUUGGGCUUGGUAAUGGGCCUGGCCUUUGUGGAAUCUCACUUCAAUCUUUCUCGUUACUAUAGUAGUAAUGGUGUAACUAAACUGUCAAGAGCCUCCUCUCGUCUCGUCUCUCCUCGCCUAAAGCGAGUCCUCUCUCUUUGUCCUCGAUGAUGGCGUCUACAGCAGAGCUUCCGGCUGGUAAAGACCAAUCGAAACCAAACAGUUCGUACAACCGCUCCGUAACCGGGAAUCCAGAACUCGAUAACUGGAUUCGGAUCAUCGAGUACAUCGCGAAAUUCAAAACCGAGCUCUGGAUGCUUCACGAUGUGUUUGAAAUGGGAGGGAAGGAGGUUACAGAGAAUCUAGGUGAAGAGACCAAUGAGAUGGUAGCUUUCAGAUGCUUAGCUUCUUUGUUUGAUUAUUCUAAUUCCGAUGCUGAGUCAAAGAUCGAGUUUGAUUCUUCCCACAGCUGUCAACAUGUUCUUCAAUGCAUACUCGACGAGAUACCAUUGUCAGAGCUGAAACCAGGUGCACCGGGACUGUCAAAGUGGAAUCUUCUUCCCUUUAUCAAGAGCAAGCUUCUUUGCUUGCCAAAAUGUGCUUUGGAACUGAUGAUUGAACCAUCCAGUGAGAAUGAUGCUCAAGUAUCGCCUCGUCAGGGAGAAGAGGGUAUGAGAAUUGAUGGCAACGAGACUGAUCAAGUUACAUCUCCAAUAGCUGAUCCUGAACCAUCUGGUCACGGCCCUGGAGGUGGAGCUGAUGAGAUUAGUAGAUCCCAUGCGUUGUUUGAAGAAAGUAACCAUGGCCCUGGAGAUGGAGCUGAUGAGAUUGGUAGAUCCCAGGCGUCUCUUGAGAACGGAAGUGAUGGUUAUGGGUUGAGUCCCUCGGAGAAUAUAUACAGGUGCGUUCAAUGCAAAGAGAGUGGGAAGCUCUUGUUCUGCUCUAGGGAUGGAUGCACGGUCAUGGUUCAUGAGAAAUGUGUUGUGGACUCGCCGCCUGUUUACGAUGAUGCUGGGAACUUUUACUGCUCCCUAUGUGCUGUUGGCUGUGAUUCUGCUGAGUAUAUUCAAUCUCAAGAGGAAGUUGCUAAAGCAAAGAGGAAGUUACUUUCGUUUCUUAGUCUAAUGUCAAAUGUUAACAAGAAGAAACCCAUUGAAGGAGUGGUCUGUUCUGAAACAGAAGCUAAAACCCUGCAUUAAUAGUACUUGGCCUUGCUUGGCUUUUGACCAACGGUACAAGCGAACAGGUUCGUUGGCAUGGACACUUUCAAGAUGAUCUAGAAGUCUUCUUAGCUUUGAUGACAUGAUCCGAGAUCAGGGUCAGCAUCCUCAUAGCUACAUGUCUUCGAUUGUUGAUCCAUCUGUUGUCUCGGUGUAGAGUUCCAUCACAGGCUCUUGCAAUUUGCUUCCAAGAACUAUCUGUUGCUCCCACACAGUUCUCCCAAUUCUACUGCCUUCCUCAGCCUCAGGAAGUAGCCAUAUGCUCAGCAAUCCUCAGCAAUCCGCAGCAAUGCCAAGCUUCUCACAGGGAGUAAACCAGUCUGACAGUGUAUCUCUGCUUUCCGCGCUAACAAUGAAGACAAGAUUGCUCUUGUCCUGACACAAGGUGUUCAGUAUGUUGAUUGACUUGGAUGAAAGGUCUUUUAUCGAUACUGCCUUUGGCAUCAACGUACCAUCAUAGUCCAAAAGUCCCUGCUCACCACAACUCCUCUCAAGAUCUUGCAGGAAGCUACGAGCCCAAUAGCCAACAUCAUGUGUGCUCACAUACUUGUAAUGCUUCUUGUCCUUGAUGUUGAUGAUGAAAAUGGAAAUUGUAACGUUCAGUAGCAAACCCAUGUUCGCUUAAUUCUCGGAACGAAUGGUGGAUGAUCAAGUUCUUAAAACUGGAAACAAAGUGCUUAAACUAAAA
Raphanus sativus (radish) is the source of this 2010-nucleotide messenger RNA. RefSeq lists its product as uncharacterized. The transcript is spliced from 5 exons. The record is from RefSeq and is a predicted model, not a curated record. Bases 270 to 1301 code for a protein of 343 amino acids. Lineage: Eukaryota; Viridiplantae; Streptophyta; Magnoliopsida; Brassicales; Brassicaceae.